AUGGGGACGUCGUGGGCGAGGCCUGUAGCCGCAAGCACUACUUCUGAACACACUAAGUCGAGUGGCCCAGCAGAAACAAGUCCCACUGAGACCUCCUCCACUGCCAAGUCCGGGGAUGCUGCUCGGCCUGCCCAGGCUGACAGUGGGGAGGAACAAGAUCUGGAAGGAGAGGAAGAGAAUGGGAAUGAGAACGAGGUUUCGAUGGGUGCCAAUGAAGAGGAGGGUAUGUUACCCAAGUUGCCGUUCCUCACCCAAGCUCUCCCAGAUGUUGGGGACACUGCGCAGCAGACUGCCCCUAAACCUGGGACGAAACCUCCACGUGAACAGGUGGUGAAAUCUAACUCACCAGCCAAAGCAAAGGUCUGCAAGGCGGCACCUACGACAACCGACCUUCCUGAUGAAGCACAGACCCUCCCCAAGCUGUUGAAGGGCACCCCUGAGUCUACACCUAUUCCAGAAGAGGGGGCUAGCAAGUGGAUGUCCGAUACAGAGGAUACGGAAAUCGCCCAGUCGGCCGAUGGUCUUGACCUCAAACUGGAUGAAUCUGGCGAUCACAUCUCUGAGUACUCGUCAGAAGAUGAGAGCGCCAUCAAACGACCUCUGUCAAGCCCAAGUGAGUCAAGCCCAAGUGAGUCGGAAGACUCCAAUACAACACGACGACCCGACAAAAAGAUCAAGAAAGAGGCAGGCAAGACGGCAAAGGGGACAGGCAAAGUGUCCCCCCUUUCUGGUAACCGCGAAGUGACCUAUAAAACCAAAAGUGCCUCGUCCUCGCGGAAAAGGGGGAAGAAAGCUAAAUAUCUAGCUAU
Molecule: messenger RNA, 809 nt
Organism: Branchiostoma belcheri (Belcher's lancelet)
Lineage: Eukaryota; Metazoa; Chordata; Leptocardii; Amphioxiformes; Branchiostomatidae
Exons: 1
Source: RefSeq, a predicted model, not a curated record